CUAAUAUGAUGAAAUGCGCGUCCUUUAUCUCCAAGCCUUACAGCAAGUUGAUAAGACGUCUUACAUUUCAUCAGUCGAGAAACAUGGCGGAGAAGAGUAACAUGACAAGACAAAUCGUGAAGGAAGGAUACACUGAUGGGGCCCAUUACGACAAAUUUAGACCUGACUACACACCGGAAACAACGUCAGAAAUUGUGCGCAUGCUCACUGUUGAUUAUGAGGCUAAUUCAGGUGAAAGAUGUGAUAUUCUUGAACUAGGAGCAGGAACGGGGAAGCUUACAUCGCACUUGCACAAACAACUGCCAUCUGACUUGAAAUUUGUAGCCACUGAACCGAUGGAAGGAUUUUUGAAAACCCUGAGAGAGCAAUGCCCGGAUGUGACCUCGACCCAGUGCGCCGCCACAUCUUUGCCAUUUCCUGAUAACUCGAUUCAGAGCGUUGUGGCAGCUCAGUGUUUUCAUUGGUUCGCUAACGAGACUUCAAUGAGAGAAAUAACCAGGGUCCUGAAGCCCAAUGGCAAUUUCAUUCUAGUGUGGAACAUACAAGACGUAAGUGUUGACUGGGUUGACGCAGUCACCAAAAAAGCACUGACCUUCUUCGGUGAUGAACCACAGUAUCUCAAGUUUUGGUGGAAAGACGCAAUAGAUGCCUUUCCUGGGCUUAGACUUAAAAUCAGGAAGAAGCUGAACUAUCCUACUGCGGAGUACACAAUAGAGGACUUGAAAACUUUCCAUUCUACACUGUCGGCCUUCGCCCGAAUGUCACCAGGAGAUAAAGAAGAAGCCCUGGGGGAGAUAGAGAAGGUGGUGAGGACUCAUCCAGCCACAGCCGGCAAAACAGUCCUCCAGUACCCUAGAAUCGUUGAUUUGUUGCAAUAUGUUAAACAAUGAAGAAUUAUAUACAGUCAAACCUCGUUAACUCGAAGUCGAUGGGACCACGAAAAUACUUCGAGUUAUCCGAGUCUUCGAGAUAGCCGAGUUCAUGAGUUUGGGUGCAAAGAUUUUUAAUGUUCCUGACGUUCCUUGUACUUUUUGUCACUUUUUGGCUAUAUACGAGCUUGAUGUAGAUUCCGGUAAUAAGCAAACAUAUUUUGUUCUUGAUCGUUGAAAAACCAGAAUUGAUAAUUAAAUUAGGUGCAGUUUGCUUAUUAUUUAGAAACCAUCAAUUUCGUUCUGUCAGUCCUUUUUAAUUAACGAGAACUAGAUUAGCCUACAUGUCAACACGAGUCUAGGCUACAUAAAUAACGAUGAUACGGAAAUCAACAUUCACAAUUUAAUAAUUUGACAUUAAUUAAACACAUAAUACAAACAAAAUAGAACCAAAUCUAACAUUUUAAGAAACACAUACAAUGUGAAAAACUUACGAUAUCAUUCUAAACAGCACUACAUAUGACCGAC
Ylistrum balloti is the source of this 1397-nucleotide messenger RNA. RefSeq lists its product as uncharacterized. NCBI's taxonomy places the organism in Eukaryota, Metazoa, Mollusca, Bivalvia, Pectinida, Pectinidae. Bases 6 to 890 code for a protein of 294 amino acids. The transcript has 7 exons. The record is from RefSeq and is a predicted model, not a curated record. Gene Ontology annotation, molecular function: S-adenosylmethionine-dependent methyltransferase activity.